Molecule: messenger RNA, 3529 nt
Organism: Nicotiana tabacum (common tobacco)
Lineage: Eukaryota; Viridiplantae; Streptophyta; Magnoliopsida; Solanales; Solanaceae
Cellular component (GO): spliceosomal complex
Source: RefSeq, a predicted model, not a curated record
UGAUUUGUGUUUGAGAAGUUCGGGGAAGCUCUUCUGCUACUGGGAACUGGGUAGCCAAGGGUUUUGCCAGAAGCCAUGGAAGCAGCAAAACGCAAGCGAAACUCUGCCGAAUAUGAAGAUGAUGAAUAUGAAACCUUCAGACCGCCGCCGCCAUCCUCCGCCGCGUCAAACGGCGGCAUUGACCUAUCACUACUCGAAGCCCUAGAAAAAUCUCAACAAAACCCCGUGGAAGCUCUCGAUCUCAAAACAGUGAAAAAAUUCGUCCUUUCAUUCGAACGACGUCUUAAGGAAAAUAUUGCUGCCCGUCUCAAGUACCCGGACCAACCCGAGAAGUUCGCGGAUUCCGAAGUCGAGCUCCAUGAAGAAAUCGAAAAGCUUAAAAUCGUCGCCGGAGGCCCAGAGUUUUACCCGGAACUUGUCAAUCUCGGCACCGUUGCUUCAAUCACCAGCCUCCUCAAUCACGAAAACACGGAUAUCGCUAUUGACGUUGUCGGCUUAUUACAAGACCUAACUGAUGAGGAUGUUCUCGAGGACAACGACGAGCCGGCGCAAGUCUUAGUUGAUGCAUUGGUCGAGAACAAUGCAUUAGAAUUACUCGUUCAGCUUCUAGGAAAAUUAUCCGAUUCCGAUCCCGACGAGUCCGCCGCCAUUUACAGUAUACUCGCGACUAUUGAGAAUUUCAUCGAAGUGAAAACCUCGGUGGCUGAGCUCGUAUGCGAAAGGACGAAGUUAAUGAAGUGGUUAUUGACAAGGAUAAAAGUUAGAGAAUUUGAUGGAAACAAGCAGUAUGCAUCGGAAAUUUUGGCGAUUCUGCUGCAGAGCAGCACGGGGAAUCAGAAGAGAUUAGGGCAAUUGAACGGCGUGGAUGCGUUGUUACAAGCUGUGGCAAUGUAUAAAUCAAAGGACCCUAAGUCGCCAGAUGAGGAGGAGAUGGUGGAGAACUUGUUUGACGCGUUGUGCUGUUUGUUAAUGCCGUUGGAGAAUAAGGAGAGGUUUGUGAAAUCUGAAGGAGUAGAAUUGAUGAUCAUUAUAAUGAAUCAGAAGAAAAUGUGUUAUGGGUCGGCUAUAAGGGCUUUAGAUUUUGCUAUGACUAAUUAUCCUCCAGCAUGUGAGAGGUUUGUGGAUGUAAUGGGGUUAAAGACUGCUUUUCCAGCUUUCAUGGGUAAGAUACCUCUGAGCAAAAAGAACAAGAAACGCUACAAAGAAGAACUGGAAGAGCGUCUUGUAUCACUAGUUGCUUCCUUAUUUGGAGGAAUCUUGAGAGGUUCUAGAAGGGAUAGAUUGUUAAGUAAGUUUGUGGAGAACGAGUGCGAAAAAAUUGACAGGCUUAUGGAACUCUACAUGAGAUAUUCCAAUAGAGUGAAACUUGAGGCUGAACGGUUUGACCAGCUAGAACUUGAUGAUUUGAUGGAUGAAGAUGAGAAGUACAAUAGGAAGUUAGGAGCUGGACUUUACACUCUUCAGUUGAUAGCUGUUAUCCUGGGUCAUCUUUGGACCUCUGAGCAUCCUCGUAUCAGAGCAAGGAUUGAACUUUUGCUAAAGCAACAAAAGCUGACUAAGCAAGACGUAAAAGAUAUACUUCAGGAAUAUCAUGACAACAUAGGAGAUCUGGAAGGGCCAGAAGAGAAGGAGAGGGCACAAUCCAAGAUUCAAAGGUUCAUCUCGGCCUUUUGACCCAUGAUGUGGUUCAACAGUCAGAGCACAAGUUUUAUCCUUAGAAUGCUGUGUGAACUCUGGCUACUUGAAAUGUGCGUUGAGAUUUUAUAUGCUCAGUUGUCUACAGUUGGUCACUUCACUGUAUUCGUUCAUGUAAUGUGUAAGAGCUGUCAUCAGUUAUUGAAGGUUAACAUUUUUGGCCGAAUUUGUUUGUAUUGAAUGCAAGUGUAAUUUGCAAGACUUCAAUUAGUCGUUUUACCCAGUGUAAGUGCAGUGCUUUGUGGAGCUUGUCCCUAUGCUGUUGUGAGCUUUCACCGUCCCAAAAUUGUCACUGCCGAUUGCCGAUGGAUAAGCUACUUUAUUUGCAUAACAAUCAAAAAGCAGGUUUUCUAAAGAAAAUGUCGUCAGUUUUCCAGAAACUGUUUGUUGGACGAGGUGAAGGAGCUUUUGCUGAGUGGUGAAGAGAUAUUACAGAAUGCUCAUUUACGUCAUCAAAAAAGAAUACGCUCAUAUAUCGGAUACGGACCAAUAGCCUUGCUCGGCCUUCCGCAGCAGUCAUCACAGAGUUGACUUCCCGAGAUAUAUGAGUUGUUGCCUCCAAUCCAACAACAUCAAGAAGAAAACUGCAAUCAUUAAGAAGAUGUGAGUAUCGAUAUUGUUCAUCCUUAAAUAAAUUACAUAAUACAUGUGAAUCUGAUUCCACUAUAAUUGAAAAGAGAUUUUUUGUGAAGGAGAGUUCCAGUCCUGCUAGUAGUGCAAGCAGCUCAGUCGCCUUCUGUGCAAAACCCAUAAGCCAUUGUGGUCUCUGAUGAGUCCCUCAGUACCACUGGCUUGGUUAUUUAGAUCAUGAGCCCCAACAAUGUUUAGCUUGUAAUGACUGUAGGAGGUGGUAGCCACCUUAUUGGUAUUUGUAGCCUGGGGUUUGAUGUUGAUGUAGUCGGGGUGAGUAAUAUGAAUUCUGCAACUUGUAUCAUGAAUUUUUUGUGGCAUGUAGUGGUUGAAGUAUGGUUGAAGAGAUUUGAGUUCCGGUUAAUCCAAAUGUUCGAGAGGAUGAAAGGCAGUAGGGUGGAGUAUGGAGUUUUAAAGGAGGCAUUUGUUGUGUGGAUGGUAGUGUCUUUGUUGCACCUAUCCUUCAACCACUUGGCAAGGUUGUGUGCUUGAGAUAUGUGUAGAUUGAACAAAGGCCAUAAAUGGCAGGAGCGUUUGCAUGUAAAGAAGAUGUGGUUUAUGUCCUCCACUAUGGUUGGACAGAAUUGACAAAAAUUGGGUUGAAGUCUCUAGUAGGGAGUUUGUGGUGUAUAAGUAGUCACAGGAAAAACUUCAGUUUAUUCAGACACUUGAGAUGCCAAAGCUUAGAGUGAUUUGCAGGGGUGGGUGGUGAAAGUUGGUUGGUGAUCUGUAGUUGGAGCAAAUAGGCUGACUUUGAAGUAAAGUUGCCAAGAGAUGUUUGGUUCCAGAAUGAUUGGUCAGGUUUGUUUGUUGAGAAUGAGAUGUAAAUGUGGUUGAUUUGUGCUACUGUAUCAGGAUGUAAAGAUAAGGAUAACCUAUCCAGAAGCCACGAAUGGUUAGAUAGAAUUGAUGAUACUGUUAAUUGUUCCUCCUUGUGGGGUAGGAGGACCUGGAUUGUUUUGCACAGACAGUUAUGGUUUGGAAGCCAGUUGUCAUUCCAGAGGUUGAUUUUUGUACCAUCUCCUAUGUUCCAGGACAAUCCUGCUUGGAAGAGGCCAUUGGCUUUGGUCAUACUUUUCCAUACAUAUGAAUCAGAUGGCUUAGCCUGAUAUGUUUCUGCUGAACAUAUUUUGCUUGAAGAAUUUUAACCCACAAGGAGUUGGCACUCCUAUGAAAUUGCCAUAGUAACCCUGCUAGCAUUGCA